This is a messenger RNA of Perca fluviatilis (European perch), 1534 nucleotides long. RefSeq names its product ER membrane protein complex subunit 2 (gene emc2). The transcript is spliced from 11 exons. The coding region runs from base 49 to 942 and encodes 297 amino acids. Gene Ontology annotation, cellular component: EMC complex. The record is from RefSeq and is a predicted model, not a curated record. NCBI's taxonomy places the organism in Eukaryota, Metazoa, Chordata, Actinopteri, Perciformes, Percidae. Gene Ontology annotation, molecular function: protein binding. Gene Ontology annotation, biological process: protein folding in endoplasmic reticulum.
GGCAAGCUCAUGACGUAGCCACGGCGUCUGUUGUCAAAAGAGAAAAAGAUGGCGUCGGUAUCAGAAAUGUACGAUGUUGGUUGGGAAGAGAUGAGAGACAAGCUGCGUAAAUGGAGAGAAGAUAACUGCAGAAAUAGUGAACAAAUUGUGGAUGUUGGUGAAGAGCUGAUCAGUGAACAUGCAUCAAAACUGGGAGAUGACAUAUGGAUUAUUUAUGAGCAGGUGAUGAUUGCGGCGCUGGACUGCAGUCGGGAUGACUUGGCUCUGACCUGUCUACAGGAACUGAGGAAGCAGUUUCCAGAUAGCCACAGAGUGAAGCGAUUAUCGGGCAUGAGGCUGGAAGCCUUGGAAAGGUACGACGAGGCUAACAAGCACUAUGAUGCCAUCCUCCAAGAUGACCCCACCAAUACGGCAGCAAGGAAGCGCAAGAUCUCCAUACUGAAGGCCCAGGGGAAGGGCGCUGAAGCCAUCCGGGAGCUCAAUGAGUAUCUGGAGCAGUUUGUUGGGGACCAAGAAGCGUGGCACGAAUUGUCAGAGCUCUACAUCAACGAACACGACUAUGGAAAAGCCGCGUUUUGUCUGGAGGAGCUGAUGAUGACCAAUCCUCACAAUCACUUGUACUGUGAGCAGUACGCUGAGGUGAAGUACACUCAGGGGGGGCUGGAAAACCUGGAGCUGUCCAGAAAGUAUUUUGCCCAGGCGCUGAGGCUGAACAACCGAAACAUGAGGGCAUUGUUUGGUCUGUACAUGUCUGCAAGUCACAUCGCUGCCAGUCCAAAAGUUAGUGCCAAGGUGAAGAAGGACAAUAUGAAGUACGCUGCCUGGGCUGCAACUCAAAUAAAUAGAGCCUAUAAGAUGGCCGGUCGUGGGACCAAGGAGAACAAAUGCUCCAUGAAGACUGUGGAGGAGAUGCUGGAGUCCAUGCAGAUCACCAUGUCCUAGUACCCUCGUCUUCUCCUUCCUCCUUCCCUCCAGUUCAUUACUUGGAGCGACAUGGCUGCUCAAAUAGCCUUGCAAUGUGACCAGAACUGGAUCUUUUAACUGAAUUUUUUUUUUUUUUUUAAAUCUUCAUCCCUUCAAGUUUAGUUAUGUAAUUGAUUGAACUCGACAUGGACGAUGGAAGACAUUUGUUUCCCUCAUGUGCAAAGAUGUCCCCACCCAUCUGGAACCUACAACCGCAAAUUCCAAGUACUGCAACUCAUUUAAACACGUUCUACUUGGUAUUAACCCAGCUGUGAUUUCCCAAUGACUGGAUUAUUUUAUCCAUCCCCAUCCCAUGCUAACUUUUAGUUUAAUCUCUAACUGAUGUCACUAAUUAGCACAUCCACAUCAAGGCUUUAACUCCGUGACCAGGAAAGAUAAGAAGCUAUACAGUAAAAGUUAUUUAUAAAGACAACGUGGAGAUCCCACCUGUCGGCACUGAGGUCCUUUACUGUUUCCCUACUAUCUGUAAAUGAAACCUCUUUAUCUAAUAAAACUUUUUUCUUUUGUCUAAUCUAUGAAAAUGUCUUAAUAAAAGAACUGAUUGCUGAUA